AUGAAUUGUCAGAUUCUUGAUAUCCCAAAAGGUGGGUUUGUAUAUGAUAAUUGCAUCAGAAAUGAGCAGUUAAAUAAGUUAUCAAAUAUGCCAACCAAAAUGACAAAGACCGGGACCACACUUGCUGCAGUGAUUUAUGCUGAUGGCAUUGUACUUGGUGCUGAUACCAGAGCAACUGAAGGUUCAAUUGUGGCAGAUAAAUCUUGUGAAAAGAUUCACUUUAUCGCCGAUAAUAUCUAUUGUUGCGGUGCAGGUACUGCCGCAGAUGCUCAUAUGGUUACUCGAAUGAUUUCUUCUCAAAUUGAACUCCACAGAUUGAAUACUGGCCGUAAGCCACGUGUGAUCGCGGCCCUGCGCUUAAUCAAACAACAUCUAUUCAAAUACCAGGGUCAUGUUGGUGCUGCUUUUAUUUUGGGUGGUGUCGAUAAUUUUGGACCUCAUCUUUACGGUAUUUAUCCCUAUGGAUCUAGUGACAGACUCCCUUAUACCGCAAUGGGCAGUGGUUGUCUCGCUGCCAUGUCCGUUCUCGAGACUAACUUCCGACCGAACAUGAACAAAAAGGAGGCUAUGGAACUCGUCAGGCAAGCUAUUCUAGCUGGCGUGUUCAAUGACUUAUACUCUGGAACUGGAGUUGAUCUUUGUGUAAUAACAAACAAAGAAACAGAGUACCUUAGGCACUUCGACGUCGCUACGGAAAAGGGAGUGCGGAGUUUGAGCUAUCUUCCCAGAGCUGGUACUACCAAGGUAAAUAAGACUGAAGUCAAGAAAAUCGAGUAUGACGUUGUUUCAACUCGCGUUAUAAGAGACAUACAAGAACCUGAACCGAUGAUGAUGUGA
Molecule: messenger RNA, 837 nt
Organism: Rodentolepis nana
Lineage: Eukaryota; Metazoa; Platyhelminthes; Cestoda; Cyclophyllidea; Hymenolepididae
Source: the annotation of a GenBank genome assembly